This is a messenger RNA of Pyrus x bretschneideri (Chinese white pear), 477 nucleotides long. RefSeq lists its product as uncharacterized. The record is from RefSeq and is a predicted model, not a curated record. The transcript has a single exon. The coding region runs from base 1 to 477 and encodes 158 amino acids. NCBI's taxonomy places the organism in Eukaryota, Viridiplantae, Streptophyta, Magnoliopsida, Rosales, Rosaceae.
AUGGCACUAGACACUCCACAACCUACACCUCUCAAUCAUAAAAGCACAAAGGCUGAAAAGGUUGAAUUUGAAAGGUGGACAAGAGCAAACAAGGUUGCACUCUCAAUCUUGGAGAGUGGAAUGAUUAAGACUGUGCGUGAAGGCAUCAAGAAGUGUGACUUAGCAUCUGAUUAUCUCAAGGCAAUUAAGGGAAAAUUCAAGGUGUCACAGAAAUAUGAGAUUGCACAAUAUAUGACACUUCUCACUACUUACAAGUUUAAAGGAGCAAUCUCAAUCAGGGAUCACAUAAUGAGAAUGACAGAUGCUUCUGAAAAACUCAACUCCAUGGAUGUCAAAAUUGGUGAAAUGCAGUUGGUUUUCAUGAUCCUGCAAGCCUUACCUCAGAAGUAUAGUAAGCUAAAAAUGUCUUAUAACAAUCAGGACAAAUGCUGGAUAAUGGAUGAACUUAUAACUCAAUGCGUGCAAGAGGAAAGUUGA